Messenger RNA from Marasmius oreades (fairy-ring Marasmius), 318 nucleotides. RefSeq lists its product as uncharacterized. Bases 1 to 318 code for a protein of 105 amino acids. NCBI's taxonomy places the organism in Eukaryota, Fungi, Basidiomycota, Agaricomycetes, Agaricales, Marasmiaceae. The record is from RefSeq and is a predicted model, not a curated record. The transcript has a single exon.
AUGCUUCAGUUUUUCUUGUUACACCGACACCUCAGCCAUGGAAUUCUCUGUACACCUGCCCUCCAAAAUGGUUUCAAUCAAUCGUUAUCGCUGACUUGUGGUUCAGCCCUUGUUUUCGCCGGCCUUGAGAAGAAUAGAAGAGACAUCAGUGGCAUCGCAUUCUAUGCUCCAGCUUCGCGUCGUUACCUCACUCCCCUCUCUCCCCCACCGUUCGAACAGUUUAACUACACGGUGGUUGACCACAUCGACCACAACAUGUCUCCUACUCACCGUCCAGGAAUGGAGAUAAUCUGUCUUCGGAAAAUGCAGCUCAAAUGA